Suillus discolor is the source of this 2912-nucleotide messenger RNA. RefSeq names its product WD40-repeat-containing domain protein. The record is from RefSeq and is a predicted model, not a curated record. The transcript is spliced from 4 exons. NCBI's taxonomy places the organism in Eukaryota, Fungi, Basidiomycota, Agaricomycetes, Boletales, Suillaceae. The coding region runs from base 85 to 2889 and encodes 934 amino acids. Gene Ontology annotation, molecular function: protein binding.
CAACCCACAUCACUUAUGGGUAGAAUACAACUCUACUCACGACGCAUAAGAUUAACGACAUAACCAUAAAUAGGCCAGCGUGACAUGUUGGCAAGUGUGCUUGAUGGAGCAAAAACAGCGUAUCUUGCUGUGAGAGGGUUCGCGACACCGGCGAAGACACGACUGACGUGGACGAUGCCAAAGCACGUGGCGCCAGUAUCCGCCGUAGUGUUCUUCAAAGACAGUCGGCGGGUUGUUACUGGCUCGGACCACAUUGCGCGCAUUUGGGAUGUAGAGAAAGGAGCAUUGGUAGCAGGGCCAUUCGAGGGACACUGGAGCGGUCCAAUCACAUGUCCAGUCGCUGUAUCACCAGAUGACAGACGAGUUGCGAGCGGUUCAUCUGCAGACAUCAUGAUCUGGGACGUCGACGAGCAGAAAGUACUUGGUCCGCUGGUGAAGCAUCAAGACACGGUGAGAUCACUGUGUUUCUCUCCAGAUGGCAAGAGACUCGCGAGCGCGUCAUUGGAUGGAACAGUCGUUAUAUGGGAUGCGGAGACUGGUGCUGUCCUCUCAACCCUCCAAUGUAAUGUGGGUAUGGUGUUGUGUGUCGCCUUCAGCCCAGAUGGGCUAAAAUUAGCGUCCGGAACAUUGCGCAACAUUUUGGUUUGGGACACCAAUAACGCCAAGCUUCUAUUCGACAUAGAGGCUCACGAGGAUUGGGUCAGCAGCAUUGUGUGGUCGCCUGAUGGCCAGCAACUUGUCUCUGCGUCACGCGACAAAACAAUCAAGUUUUGGGACUCGGCGAAUGGGACCCAGAUCGGUCAACCUUGCACUGGUCACACUUGCAACAUUAGGUCACUCGCCAUCUCUUCUGAUGGUUCUUUCAUUGGAACCGCCUCGGACGACCAUACAGUGCAUCUGUGGAACACAAAGUCACAUCUGCAGAUAGGGCAGGCACUCAAACACGCCACAUAUGUUUUCUGCGUCGCAAUUUCUCCUAGUGGAGAACUGCUCGUAAGUGGAGAUUCUGAUGGAAACCUUCAGCUCUGGUCCAUCGAGAGCACACUUUCCACAGCAUUCGAGACGGAUCCUUCAUACUUUGCGCAUCGCAGUAAGGUGAAGUUGGACCAAAGGCUCUAUGCGGAGGCCCUUUCGGACGCGGAAAAGGUCAUCGAGCUCGAUCCUUCGUCUCAUCUCGGAUACGACUUGAAGUAUACAGUGCUUCAUGGAGCACAGCGCUAUGAUGAUGCACUCGAGGCCUUUACAUUCAUGCUUUCCAAGUUAGAUGAUGCACCCAACCCACGAAUACGACAGCUACGCCAGCAAUACAUCAGUCCAUCUGAAGUAGAAGAUGCUAUUCGACGAGCCAUUCACGCCCAACUGGAAAAUGCUCCACUUCGUCUAAUCAAUACCGCCACUGGGCAUAUAUGUAAUCGAAAUGCACAGAUCAACGCUGUCACGGAGAGUAUAGAGUACAAAGAGCUUCUGCAUUCAUUAGUGACGCAUGCGCCCCUCCAAACGGAACGCAUCAAAGAAGCGGUCAUCAAGUACUUCAGUUGGGUGAUGUUAUCCCAUAGGUGGGAAACCAAAGAGCCGCUGCUGCACGACAUUCAGGACAAAGUCAUAUACGACUUGGAUCCGGUCGGAACUGUUGUGAAGUUGCAAAAAUUCUGUCAAGUCGCUUGCGAUGCGGGGCAUCGUUGGGCGUGGAGCGACACUUGCUGCAUCGACCAGAACAACAAUGUUGAGGUCCAGCAAUCAGUCAACUCCAUGUUCGUCUGGUAUCACCACUCAGCGCUCACCAUCGUCUACCUAUCGGAUGUUCCUCCUUGGUCAGAAUCUGGCGCGCUCGCAAACAGCAUUUGGAACACGCGAGGAUGGACCGUUCAGGAAUUCCUCGCUCCUAAAAUUCUCCUCUUCUACCAAGUAGAUUGGACCCCAUAUCUCGAUGACCGCUCGCGCAACCACAAGGAGUCUGUCACUAUCAUGAGGGAGUUGGAGCGUUCAACUGGGAUAAAUGCACGGGCGCUCGCCGCCUUCCACCCGGGAAUGAGACAUGCCCGAGAGAAACUUCGAUGGGCGUCAACGCGUGUUACCACAUUGCAGGAAGAUAUCGCGUAUUCGCUGUUUGGGAUCUUCGGCGUCCACCUUCCUGUAAUCUACGCAGAGAAAAGACAGAACGCGCUCGGACGUCUCUUGCAGGAGAUCAUAGCCCAUUCCGGUGACAUCACGGCCCUGGACUGGGUGGGACAAUCGUCCACCUUCAACAGCUGUCUCCCAGCCGACAUUUUCUCAUACAAGGCUCUGCCAUGGACGGUACAAUCUCUAUCUGAAGACGAGAUACAGAAUUCGGUCUCCACGCUGCGAAACAAUGUUGUGGCUGUGGAGUCGGCUUCGAAACUGUAUACCACUCUUGAGAACUUCGGCAUUCCUCGUUUCGCAAACAGUAGACUGCAAUUGCCUUGCAUCGCAUUUCCUCUCACAGAAGUCAGGCGGAGUACUGGUAGAGACGAGGACAAAUGUUUCACAUAUGAAGUCAAGGCACACGGGCUACAAGACCUGCUGGUCACCACGGAAGAUAAACUAAUUCAAUUCUCGCCUGCAAGGCGUACUCGGCAGACAUUCCUGCUCAUCCGUCCAUGGAAUAGGUAUGAUCUCGAGUUGGUCGACUCCACAAACGAGUCGCGGAGCAUGGACGAUUGGCCUGAUGAACCUGGAGAUGAUGAGCUGGUCACCAGAGGGUUGAGGUUACUCGUUCGCCUUGCUCAUCCUUUUGGUGCACUUUUGCUAGCGCAACAGCGUGGUGGGGAGUACAAGAGAAUUGCUUCGGACAAUAAUAUCAUCGCGCAAGUGAGGGACAUGGCAUCUGUCGAUCACUUGAACAACGUCAGGAUGCUGGAGAUAUUGUAGCUGCGAAGAAUUGGUCAAGAAUG